Molecule: messenger RNA, 798 nt
Organism: Penicillium manginii
Lineage: Eukaryota; Fungi; Ascomycota; Eurotiomycetes; Eurotiales; Aspergillaceae
Exons: 3
Coding region: 1-798 (265 amino acids)
Biological process (GO): protein acetylation
Molecular function (GO): N-acetyltransferase activity
Source: RefSeq, a predicted model, not a curated record
AUGUUGCUCAACGCCGAGACAGGUAAGCACCCUGCCUUCUGGUGGUCCAUCUAUACGCUCCUCUCGCUCCGAAUUCCGCUCUUAUCUUCCAAGGUCCUUCUAGUCCCAUAUUCGACUUGGCACGUACCCCGCUACCAUGAAUGGAUGCAAGACGAGGAAAUCCAACAAGCAACCGCUUCAGAACCCCUGAGCGUCGAUGAAGAAUACGCCAUGCAACAAAGCUGGCGCCAGGAUGCUGACAAAUUAACAUUCAUCAUCUGCCAACAAAUAUCAUCACCAGAGCCAGCCUCUGCCCCUGUCCUAACAACAGAGUCCGACUCUCCACAAAACAUGGUCGGAGACAUCAAUCUCUUCCUCCGCGUCGAUGACGGAGACGAGGGUGACUCGCCCCCGCAAAUAGUCGGAGAAAUCGAACUUAUGAUUGCGGAAAAGAGUAACCAGCGCCGUGGAUUCGGCAAGGCAGCUCUGCUGGUCUUUAUGCGAUAUAUUAUUGAGCACCAGAGUGAGGUUUUGGAGGAAUUUGUGAGUCGGGGUGUUGAUGAUGUGGAGAGUGUGCGGAAGCUGAGAGAGGCGGGUCCAUUGGCUUUUGAAUGUUUCAGCGUGAAGAUUGGUCAGAAUAACUUGCGGAGUCUGGCUUUGUUUGAUGGGCUGGGUUUUGAUAGGCUUUCUCCGGAGCCGAAUUUCUUUGGGGAGUUUGAGUUGAGGAGGACGGAGUUGGGGGUUCAGAGGGUUGUUGGGGAACUUGGGGUUGCUGGUGUUGAGGGGUAUGGAAAGGCUGUUUAUACGCGGAGAGAAUAG